CGACGCUUGUUUGUUUGAAGUGUGGAACGAUCCAUCGCGCAGCGCCGGGCUCGAUUGACACUGUCUGCUGAUCUGCUGCUGCGGAUUGCUCCGAAUAACAAGGCUGCUCGCUAAUUCCCGUCGAUCGGGGCUUUCGGCGAAACACCGAGGAGAGUCUAAAAAAAAAAAAACAACCUAAACUGGGCAGGCAAGAACGCCGCCCCACGGUUGUCCGCACCCCAGAAUGGCUUCAGGAGACCUUUACGAGGUGGAGCGGAUUGUGGACAAGAGGCGGAACAAAAAGGGUAAGUGGGAGUACCUGAUCAGAUGGAAAGGUUAUGGAAGUAAAGAGGACACCUGGGAACCAGCGUACCACCUGCUGCACUGUGAGGAAUUCAUUGACCAGUUCAACAGCUCAAAACAACAUUCACACAAACGACCUAAAGUCCAAAAACAUCACGGGGAGCCUCUCAGUGUCAACCAACCUUCUGUGACAGAAGACUCUAGGCCUCGAUCUGAGGCCCGAAAGAAGAAAAGGACUAGUGGCCCACCUGUGGGGGUGAGAGUAGGAUCUGUUUUAGGGAUUGGAGGGUCAAUGCAUACACAGAAACAAAAGAAAGUGGGUGUUGGAGCUGGGAAACAUGUUUUAGGGGACAGACUGAGCAAAACUAUGACUUAUAAGGCUCAUCCAGCAAGUGGACCUCACUUUGUUCCCCCAUUGAGGGUUCCUCAUAACGGACUCCAGAAUGGAGAGAUGGAGCCUGUCAUAUACAGCGCAGCAGCAAGGUCACCUAGACUGCCUUCAGAUAGAGUGGAAGCAGAAGUAGGACACAAAGAGACCACUGGACCACAGUUCACCCCUGAACUAGGCUCCCCGCUAGCCAAUGGCAAGAUGCAUCUUCACAGCUCGGUAAAGAGGAAGCUGGCUGAGGAGAAGUGCUAUGUGUUUGACAAGCGGCUCAGGUACAACGUGCGACAGAACGAGAGCAACUGUCGAUUCAGAGACAUCGUGGUCCGAAAGGAAGAGGGCUUUACGCACGUCCUGCUUUCCAGCCAAACCACAGACAACAACGCUCUCACACCAGAGAUCAUGAAGGAAGUUUGUCGAGCUUUGGGUAAUGCAGCUGCAGAUGAUAGCAAGUUAUUACUGCUCAGCUCUGUGGGGACUGUUUUCUGCAGUGGUCUGGAGCCGUCCUACCUUAUAGGCCGUCUGUCCACUGACCGCAGAAAAGAAAGCAGCCGCAUCGCGGAUGUUGUACGGGACUUUGUGUUGGCAUUUAUACACUUUAAGAAACCCAUCGUGGUGGCAAUAAAUGGGCCUGCCCUGGGUUUGGGAGCUUCGAUCCUCCCGCUGUGUGAUGUCGUUUGGGCGAGUGAGAAGGCUUGGUUCCAAACGCCAUGUGCAGCACUCCACCUCACCCCCUCUGGAUGCUCCUCUUACACCUUCCCACAGAUCCUGGGGGUAGCUCUGGCCAAUGAGAUGCUCUUCUGUGGACGAAAACUAACAGCGCAAGAAGCAUGCAGUCGAGGUCUGGUGUCACAGAUCUUCUGGCCAACUACAUUUAACCAAGAGGUGAUGCUGCGUGUGAAGGAAAUGGCAUCCUGCAGUGCAGUGGUUUUAGAAGAGUCCAAAUGCUUGGUGAGGAGCAUCCUCAUACCAGUUCUAGAAGAUGUGAAUCAGAAGGAGUGUCAGAUGCUGAAGCAGCUGUGGUGUUCAACCAAAGGACUGGAGGCACUCUUCAGUUAUUUGCAGAAUAAGACCCAUGAAAAGUAACAAUCCAGGCCCGGGAAGGUGAAUGAUCAUCUGAGGCCUCCUGCAGAGGACCGUCCAAUCAGUGCUGUGAUUCAAUCACUGAGGGCCUCUGUUUUAAUGCCAGUUGGGAAGAUUCUCUGAAAUUCUAUCUGAUUACGGCUACAAAAACAAAACAGUUUAUUUACCAACCUUUUAUUUUUUGUUGUAACAA
This is a messenger RNA of Nematolebias whitei (Rio pearlfish), 1943 nucleotides long. RefSeq names its product chromodomain Y-like protein 2. The transcript has 7 exons. Gene Ontology annotation, molecular function: transcription corepressor activity. Lineage: Eukaryota; Metazoa; Chordata; Actinopteri; Cyprinodontiformes; Rivulidae. Gene Ontology annotation, cellular component: nucleus. Bases 224 to 1753 code for a protein of 509 amino acids. The record is from RefSeq and is a predicted model, not a curated record.